UGUUUCCAAACCGACAAGAAAAGUUUUGGAGGAUGCUACCCCUUUGAACCAUCCAUCUCGGUUGUUGGCUGACCGAGAAUUUCAGUUCGAGACAUCUGAUUUCCGAAAGCCACCCACUGUGAACACAAAUGAAAGGUAUAUUACAGUUAACUUGACAU
This is a messenger RNA of Trichobilharzia regenti, 158 nucleotides long. NCBI's taxonomy places the organism in Eukaryota, Metazoa, Platyhelminthes, Trematoda, Strigeidida, Schistosomatidae. The record is from the annotation of a GenBank genome assembly.